GUAUACUGAAUUAUUUUUGCUUUGGAAUAAAAUAACACCAAUUCUGGUCAAUUAAUAGUAAUUUGCAGUGAAUGUUGAUGUAUGCUAAAGAUGUUAUUACUUCACAGAAAGUGCAGCUGUUAUUAUCACCAACAUGGUCAUAGGCUCCCCCCCCUCCGAAUCCAACCUAAGGGUGACAUAAGGCAAUGCAGGGAAUCCAGGGUAAAUGGUGGUUCACAAACAACGCUCCCUCGGUGUCAUCGGGGUUGCUAAACUUUGUGUAAAAUAGAUAGGUGGAGUGUACCUUUAAAAAAUGUUACUAUCUUAAAAGCUGCUGUUAAAUACUCCAACACACUGACUUGAAUUUAUUGAGGCUUUUGGUUCAGGUGGCAAUGCUUCAUUUUUCACCCAGUGUGUCAUGAGAAACCCACCUGCACCUGUCAGCUACACUUAAUUAGAUCGUUCAGAUCAGGUGUGUAUACUUAAGUCAUGAAAACCUGAAACUGCAGGAUCUCACAUAUUAGGAAAGCUCAGGCAGCUAAAUGGACAUUCAGCAGCAAAAUUGGCCAUACCUGGAGGCCAUCCAGGAAGAAUCAGAGCAGGAAGAUGAAACCGAUGGAAGCACAACAGGAGAAGGAGAAGAGGAUUUUCAAAUUCAAGAAGGUGUGGAGACAAAGGGAGUGCAGGUAGAAGAGGAGAGUGAUGAGGAAGAUGACGGUUCUCUGCUGAAGGUUCUGAGAUGUGGGCGACAGCUUCCUUCUCUCAGCCAAAGGAGUUCUUUAAAAAUGCAAUCUACCUUCAGUGACCAGAAAGAAAUGAAGAAUUUCACUGUGUCAGAUUCCACCAAACUUAGAGCGGAUUUAAGUGAUGAAGCUACAUCGCCUGCGCCACCAAGGCUAGGAAAACAGAAGUGCUCUAGUAGUGGGGCGGUGAGAGUAAAGAUCAGACUGCAAAAACAUAAACCACUUAAACAAUCAGUGCAGAAGACAACAAAGAGGACAAAGAAAAACACUGAGCACUUUCCUCAGUGGCUGGUGAGCCUGAUGGUCAACAUCGAAGAGGCAACAACACACCAACUGGUGGUUGAGUAACACUCAUCAUCACAGGCUUCACAAGGUCAGCGUGAAACACGGCGGCCACAUCAAGCAAUGACCUCGUUGGUCGAUACUGAAUGUAGAACAAACUUGCCACGGUUUACGUUACCACAUUAAGGGUUAUUAGCACUGAGAGGAAAGUCCAUCACAAUGUGCAAGUCACUGUUAUUUUUUAGCUAUUUUCAGUGGGGGAGAAAAAUACACUUUAUUUUUGAUGUUAGUUUUGUGUACUAUUAAAUAAAUUGAUUAGCUCUGUUUGUUUAAUUAUAAUUUCUGUGUCCUGGUUUAACCCCAUGUUGACCUGCCCCAUACAUCAAGCCUACAGCUGUUAAACUAAUAUAUGCUUCAACCAAAACAGGCCUGAGGUUCCUUUUGGCAGCUUCAGCCUGAACCCAUUUACCUUUUUCAUAAGUCAGUGUUCAUUUGAAUGAACUCUGAAAGGCGCCACAGCAGGCACAGUCACAAAGCUAACUAUGUACUUAACUUUAAGGGAAAAGGUUCUUGCACUCUGCCUCAGUUUUUGAGGAAAAAAAACCUAAAAUGAUAUACCCAAAUUAAAACGGCUGUAGCUCCUGAACCACAUGGACUAUAUCAAUAAAUCUGGCCUUGCCAGAAAGGAACUCCCCCCAAGGUUAUUUUGUAAAAAAAAAACACUCAGGGUGACACAGAAACAGAGCAGCAGGCCUCUAAAUUCAGAAUGAAUGAAUAAAUAGGCUUGCUUGAAAUAAAAUUGCAUAUUACCUGCCUGUGGCUUUAUAAUUCCGCACAAAUGACACAGUGGGGUUGUGAAAUGCAGUUUAUAGCGAUACAUCAAGUUUUAUUAGGUUAUUAGUUUGUACAAAAAAAGCUUAUGCUGGGUGUAACCAUAACUAUGAGUGUAAAAUAAAUGGACAAAUUAUAUUUGCUUCCCGGAUGUAAUGAAAUGAAGAGAAAAUGGUUAUGAAAUACAGUACUAUUGCACCAUGGCUUUUUCCAAUCAAAAAACUCCACACUCUCAACUCUUGUUAUGCCAGUAGUAGUUUUGCUCAGUUCCAAGUAUGCACAGGGUUUAUUUACUCAUUGUUUUAGUGUUUUUCAUUGUGAUCAAGCUCCACCUCCUCACCACCAACAGCUUCCAUGACCCUAACUGACCCUGCGAGCGUCACAGAGACAUGCUAAUCUUCAUCAUCUCAUCUUCUUAAAUAUGUUAGAGUUCAGAGGAAUUUACACUGUAAUAUCAGGAGUGUUGUGUUUAAAACAAACAAACAGAUCUUACAAAAUGAAAGGAGUACACAGCAUAAGUGGUGCCGAGGUACUCUACCUGGCAUUUGCCAUAGAUAGUUAUGACAAAUACUACACAAAUGACACAACCAAUUACUAGCAUCUUUCUUCAGAUAAACAUGUUGUGAUUCUAGCAGCACCUUCCAUAAUGUUAGGGUUAUGCAAUGCUCAAGGGGAAUUAGUUUGUUUAUCCGUCUGCCUAAUAAGAGCUUCACCAAAGAUACUAAAGGGACAAAUAAGGUUUUAGUGUCAAAACAAUCUGUCAGCAUGGCUUCACAGAAUAGGUGUGACAACAACAAUCACAGACAGAGCUUUUAUAAUCAGUCAUUUUCUCAUAGGGUUGGAUUAUCUAGCAUUCCUUAUUAUGUGUCUUCAAAAAAGGUAUUCAUGUGAUUGUUUUUAGAAAUCCCCAUGUAAAGACGAGUCAUUUGGUCGUUCAAAAACAGAGUUGUUUUGAUGUACACUUCAUUGCUUCAUGUUCCAGAGUCAAUAUUGACUACAGACCUCGUGAACCUGGAUCUAUGUACGUCAAGCAGGGCCACCCACUGCUUACAGCAGCUGUCUCAAAAUAUUUUAUAUCUGUGGUCACUCUGUCAAUCAUUAAGUUUUGUGGAGGCCAGAUCUCCAUAUAAAUCUUGCUGGUUCAGAGAAGUCACUUCAGAGGAAAAACUACAGUCAUACAGAGCAGUUUUCAAAGACAAGUCCAAAAAAAAGUCAAGAUAUUUAUCUGAAGACAGGAGAUGCCUGGAUUAUAUAAGAAGCUGAUCUUUGUGCCAGCUCUGACUCUGGCUGUCUUAGCUGUGGUGAGGUCAUCCCCAUUGGUGGAACCGGAGCCUAUCCGCUGUGUCCCCUGUACGCAGGAGAAACGGAAAGACUGUCCCACCGUCCCAGCAAGCUGUAGACAGGUGCUGAGGGAGCCUGGCUGUGGCUGCUGCAUGGCCUGCGCUCUAGAGGAAGGAGCAUCCUGUGGGGUCCACACAGCCCCUUGUGGUGAGGGUCUCCGAUGCACUCCCAGGGCUGGUGAAGCCAGACCUCUCCACGCUCUGACCAGAGGACAAGGGGUCUGCACUCAAGACCUAGGCCAAGAGGAUACUGAUGGAGUCCUUGACCAUGGCUCCCUGCACUACCUGUUGGGUUUCAACCUUCCCCUUGAACACCAAGACACUGCUGAGGGCCAAGAGACCAUCAAGGCCAAGAUCAAUAUUAUUCGUAACAAAGUGGUACAGCAGGGUCCCUGUCACAUUGAACUGCAUGCAGCACUGGACAUGAUAGCCAGCUCUCAGCAAAAUCUAGGAGAGAUGUUUACAAGUUUCUACCUCCCCAACUGUGACAAACAUGGCUUCUACAAGGCCAAGCAGUGUGAGUCAUCUCUGGUUGGACCGCCUGCUCGCUGCUGGUGUGUCUCUUACUGGAAUGGGAAGAAGAUCCCAGGAUCGAGUGACCUGCUCGGUGACUCUGACUGUCAUCAAGAAGUCACUCACUGAGGAAUGGACGUUAAAGGCUUUUAUCAAAACACUUACAUACACACACAGAUGCAUACACAAACACCUACAGUCACAACCAUGCAUGUUUUCUAACUUAAUAUCAGGUAAAUCUACAUGCAAUCCCCAGAUGAUUUUAUUUUAUUUUGUUUUUAAACAUUCAGACAAAAUCUUAUUUCAAACGAGGAAUUCACAUUUUAUUUACAUGAUGUACGUAUCAAGACUUAUUUAUUCACUAUCUGUAUAUUCUUACUAGCAUUAACUAUUUGUCAUUUUUAGAUUUUUUUUAUAAGCCUAUUUUUUCCAAUUGUAAAUAAGGACUGUAAGACUGUAUACAUUUGUGUUUCUGACUAAAUAACUCCACUGCUCAAAACCACAGGUCUGCAGCUGUGCCAAACCCAUUUCAGAGUCUUCAGCAUCAGUUUUUAAAAAAUUCAUUCAAAACUGGAGCUGUGCACGGUACAAAACAACACAGCUGCUCAUUCAUUCAUCAUGUUGACAUUGUCUGAAUGUAUCUCCAUUGGUGUUUCCUUAAUGGGUAUUGGUGGAAAUACUUCAAGUGCCACAAGUAUGUGAACAGUGGCCAAGCACAAACAUAUCAGGGCAUAUCCAAGCCGCCGUGAGGUUUAGGACAGGUUGUUCUGCAUUUGACUACCUCUACAGGUCCACAGGUUUAGCAGAGGGUUGCUGAGGGCUCUUCUCAGCUACAUCUUUCUCACCUUCUAUUUGUCUAGAGGGUUGUUGUGAUUUUAGCAUCUAUUUUAAUAUUUAUUAUGAUUCACUUUUUUUAUCUUAAGUGUAGUGGACUGAAUUGUGUAUAUUUUUU
This is a messenger RNA of Monopterus albus (swamp eel), 4640 nucleotides long. Its product is annotated as insulin-like growth factor-binding protein 1. The transcript is spliced from 7 exons. Lineage: Eukaryota; Metazoa; Chordata; Actinopteri; Synbranchiformes; Synbranchidae. The coding region runs from base 3074 to 3817 and encodes 247 amino acids. Gene Ontology annotation, cellular component: extracellular region. Gene Ontology annotation, biological process: regulation of insulin-like growth factor receptor signaling pathway. Gene Ontology annotation, molecular function: insulin-like growth factor II binding; insulin-like growth factor I binding. The record is from RefSeq and is a predicted model, not a curated record.